CUACUACCAUUUGCGAAACUACAUUGUCCAACGUCAGAGAAAAUUAUCAUAAUUUUAUUUAAGUUAAUUUUAUUAGAAAUAUUUCGCCGUCCGCUACUUGCCUAGCAGAUUGAUCGGGGUAGGCCAGUAAUAAUAGAGCGUGACUGUGACACGUGGCCAGACUGUAGUCCAUACAUCGGCAAAUAGUGAAUUUGUGAGGCUCUGGGCUAUUACGGGUCCGCCGUAAUAGACGCAAAAUGAAACCGGCCGGAAACAAGCCACUGGUAAUUCCCGGUUCCGUUCGAUAGACGCGCAUCGCAUUGAAGAUCUCAGGGAUACUUACAUUAUAUAUUUUUUUAAUUCGGACAUAUUUUUUUAAUAAAAAUUUCGCCAAUGUUUUCAGUGGGGACUGGGACCCCUUAUACCAAAAGGGCCCUGGGCUGCAGCCUAAAAAUCUCUAGAACCUACUUAAGCCCCUGAGUUUAUAGCUAAAUCUGUAAACUAUCGAUAUACUAGUUUAGUCAUACCAUAACAGACGUUAAAAUGAGACACGAUUUUAUCCUUAUUCAAACAAGUCGUGCCAAUCCCUAAGUUAGUCGUUAACGUGCAAUUUGUUUCGCAGGCGUUUGCAACGUUCUUUAGUUAUUAGAAUUCUGUAUUUACUUCAAUGGUUUGUCAUGUAACCGCACAGUGUUUGCGACCAACUGUAUUAUGUAACCAGCCAACGCUCUCCCCUUGUGCACCUUCAUUAUUAAUUGAACCAGAAUACAGCGCACUAGGAUGUCUACAGCCAACAAUUACCCCCUAUGGAACGUUAAGCGAAGUGCCACUCUUUCCACUUUUGGCCAAGCCAGAACUGCCGUUAUCGAUGUUGCCAGCUGCGUCUCCAAUAUCGGCUUUGAUAAACCCGUUUUCAUGCAUCUACCCACCAGCCUUGCCUUGUAACUGUGGUAGCUAUUUUCUCAAGAAAAUUCCUAUUCCACCACCAUUUAUAUAAACUUUUAUUAAAUUAACUAUAUUCGAAAA
This is a messenger RNA of Pieris rapae (cabbage white), 1005 nucleotides long. RefSeq lists its product as uncharacterized. The record is from RefSeq and is a predicted model, not a curated record. Lineage: Eukaryota; Metazoa; Arthropoda; Insecta; Lepidoptera; Pieridae. The transcript is spliced from 2 exons. The coding region runs from base 647 to 976 and encodes 109 amino acids.